AUUUUAUUUAAAUAAAAAUGGGCAGAAGACCAGCAAGAUGCUAUAGAGUGAGUAAUGGUAAACCAUUCCCCAAGUCCAGAUAUAACAGAGGUGUUCCAGAUGCUAAAAUUAGAAUCUAUGAUGUCGGAAGAAAGAAGGCCAACGUUGAUGAAUUCCCAGUAUUGAAUAAUUAAUAUGAAUUAGGCUGCCAUCCACAUUGUUUCAGAUGAAAAGGAACAAAUCUCAUCAGAAGCCUUAGAAGCAUGCAGAGUCGCCAUCAAUAAAUAUAUGAUUAAGAAAGUCGGAAAAGACGCAUUCCAUCUUAGAUGCAGAGUCCACCCAUGGCACGUACUCAGAAUCAACAAGAUGCUUUCAUGUGCUGGUGCAGAUAGACUUUAAACUGGUAUGAGAGGUGCCUUCGGUAAACCAAAUGGAUUAUGUGCCAGAGUCAAAAUUGGCAGCAUUCUUUACUCUUUGAGAUGCAAGGAUGCUUCAAUCAAUCACGCUAUGGAAGCUUUGAGAAGAGGAAAGAACAAGUUCCCAGGAAGAUAAAAGAUUGUUGUCUCAGCCAAAUGGGGAUUCACUAACUAUUUCAGAUCUGACUAUCUCAAAUAUAAGGCUAAUGUAAUAAUACAAUAUAUUAAUAUAUAGGAUGAAUUAUAAUACUAUGGUACUCACGUUCACAAAUUGAGAUAACAUGGUAAAUUGGAUAAAUUGAAGAUUUUCUAAGCCCUAAGAAAAUGAUUUGUUGAAAUAAUCACAUAAUAAAUAUAUUAAAUUAUUUUAUUUGUUUAAU
Messenger RNA from Paramecium octaurelia, 775 nucleotides. Lineage: Eukaryota; Ciliophora; Oligohymenophorea; Peniculida; Parameciidae. The record is from the annotation of a GenBank genome assembly.